Messenger RNA from Pyrus x bretschneideri (Chinese white pear), 2021 nucleotides. Its product is annotated as AAA-ATPase At2g46620-like. The record is from RefSeq and is a predicted model, not a curated record. The transcript has a single exon. The coding region runs from base 366 to 1814 and encodes 482 amino acids. Gene Ontology annotation, molecular function: ATP hydrolysis activity; ATP binding. Lineage: Eukaryota; Viridiplantae; Streptophyta; Magnoliopsida; Rosales; Rosaceae.
ACAUAACGCAGCUUCGCCCUUAACUUCGCUUAAUCUGCUCGACUCUUUGCCAUUGACCCAUCGAGUUGCAGUCUCCUAAUUAAAAACUCCCUUCAAAAUUCAAUACCCUUCCCUCUGAUUUCUCCUCUUCCCCUUAUCUAUAAAUAAAUUUCUCAAUUUUUUCAAUUUUCUCAUCUUCUUCUUCUCCAACACCCAACUAUCUGUAGUUGCAAACUCUCCACCUGAUCCGCCAUGAUUUCCCUUUCGGAAAGAAGGAAGAGGCCCAUCAAAAUCCCCUGCCCUCCUCAAAAAUCCCAUCUCUAAUCACCAAAUUCCACACCGUAUUGGGGAAAAUUGAAUUGGGUUUUCUCCCAAUAAUCCAAAUUAUGAUUCUUUCCAAUCCAAUAUUUCUUGUAAUCGUAACAAUCUGUAUAUUUGUAGCAAUCCGUGUGGCGCUGUACAGAACUGGGCUUGUUUACAUCGUGAAGAAAUGGUGGUGGUGGUUCGAGGACUGCUUCCAUGUCUACCAAUCGUUCAAAGUCCCCAAAUUCAACGAGAGCAUGCAGGAGAAUCAGCUCUACGGACGAGUCACCGACUAUCUCAACUCGCUCACCUCCAUUGAAGAAUCAGACUUCACUAACCUCGUCACCGGGAAAAAACCCAAUGAAAUUGUCCUCCAGCUCGACCCCAAUCAGACUAUCGAGGACGAUUUCCUCGGCGCCAAGGUCAUAUGGCAAAUAGAAGGCAGCGGCGCCGGUGGGAGUAGGAACUUAGUGUUGAAGGUUCGGAAAGCUGAUAAGCGGCGGAUUCUGCGGCCCUAUUUACAACACAUCCACGUCGUCGCCGACGAGCUUGAGCAGAAGAAACGGGAGUUGAGGCUUUACAUGAACGUCGACGCGCCCGACAGGGCAUGGAAGCCAGUCCCCUUCACUCACCCGUCGACCUUGGAGACCAUAUCAAUGGAGUCCGACCUUAAAUCGAAAGUCAAAUCCGAUUUAGAGUCGUUUCUCAAGGCGAAGCAGUACUAUCACCGACUGGGUCGGGUCUGGAAACGGAGCUUUCUGCUUUACGGGCCGUCGGGCACCGGAAAAUCGAGCUUCGUCGCCGCCAUGGCCAAUUUUCUCGGGUACGACGUGUACGAUCUGGAUCUCUCGCGUGUCAAAGACGACUCGGAGCUGAUGAUUCUGCUGUUGCAGACGACAACAAAAUCGGUCAUUGUGAUCGAAGACUUGGACCGAUAUUUAGCCGAGAAACCCGCGGGUCUGAGCUUUUCGGGUAUAUCGAAUUUCAUGGACGGGCUGUUGAAUUCGUGCUGCGCCGAGGAGAGAGUGAUGGUUUUCACGAUGAAUUCGAAAGACCACGUUGACCCGGCCUUUCUUCGACCGGGUCGGAUCGACGUCCACAUCCACUUUCCACUCUGCGAUUUCGGAGCAUUCAAAAAUCUGGCGACGAGUUAUCUCGGGUUGAAGGAGCACAAGCUCUUCCCGCAGGUGGAGGAGAUUUUCCUAAGCGGGUCGAGUUUGAGUCCGGCGGAGAUCGGCGAGUUGAUGAUCACGAACCGGAACUCGCCGAGUCGGGCGAUUAAGUCGGUCAUCACGGCUUUGCAGACGGACGGCGAUGGGAGGGGCGCGGGAUUGUUCGGAAGGCGGGUUGGGUUUGAUACCGGGUCGAGAAAGUCCGAAUCGGGUGAACCCGGCGGGGCGUUUUGCGGGGAAGGCGGUGUUCCUGCGGUUAGGGAUAUUAGGAAGUUGUAUGGGUUCUUGAGGAUGAAAAGCAGCAGGAGCCCCUCUCAUUCUCAGUCGUUCGAUGCGGAUUCGGCGCACAGGGAAGGUUGAUCGGAGGGCCUGAAAUUUAAAAUGUUUGGGGGGCAUUACGUGACGAUAUGUGAUUGGGGGUUAUAGGGAAGAAAUGCAGAAGUAUAGAGCAUAUAAUUGAACAGAGAAACCAAUUUGUUUUGAUAAUUUGGAUAAUUGGUAGUUGGGAUUUGGGUGCUUUGUGGAUAGAUUAAUUGAUGAUUCUAUCUUUCUUCUGUUCUUCUUCAA